Molecule: messenger RNA, 1907 nt
Organism: Thalassophryne amazonica
Lineage: Eukaryota; Metazoa; Chordata; Actinopteri; Batrachoidiformes; Batrachoididae
Exons: 3
Coding region: 421-1467 (348 amino acids)
Source: RefSeq, a predicted model, not a curated record
CAUGUCGUAGUGUGACAGGUUGCAAUGUUUUUGUUUAUUUAUUUGGCAUGGCGUGUUGCGUUGCUGUCGGUUGCUCAAAUCGUGCAAACAGAAAGGACAUUUCGUUUUAUCGCUUUCCACGGGAUCCCGAGAAGCGGAACAAAUGGAUUUUAGCCGUCAGUCGUAAAAAUUGGGCUCCUUCUGACCACUCGAGGAUCUGCAGUCAACAUUUUGUAUCAGGUAAUUAAGAACCAAGGAGCUGAAACUGAACGCUUGUCGACCGAACGGCGGAAUCAAUGGCUGGCCAGGAUCAACCGAGAAGGCUUCAAUCCCGAUCCCCAAAAGCGUCAUUAUAAAGUCUGUAGCGACCAUUUCAUCACAGGCAAAAAAGUCGACAAUCCAUCGUCCCCAGACUAUGUGCCAUCUGUUUUUAAAAGAAGAAUGUCCUCAGAGAAGAGCAGAAAGAUGAACAAAAAGGAAAAAGAAUGGACUGACAUAAAAGAGAGGACAUGUGAGCACGAUGGAAACUCCGCGUCCACCACAGUCCAGAUGCUGCUGUCCGAGAACCAACAGCUGAAAGACAUGAUAGCAGCGGUGGAUCUUUCCGAAGACUCAUUCAGAGACAACAAUGAGAAAACUAAAGUGUACACAGGCUUAACUACUUUCACUUUAUUAAUGGCGGUGUUUGACUUGAUUCGUCCCACUCUAGAAGAAAAGUCAAAUGAAGCUUUGACACCUUUUCAGCAGCUUCUACUGACACUUAUGAAGCUGAGACUCAGUGUUCCUCUGCACUACCUGUCGUGCGUUUUCAGAGUUCAGUACACCACAGUCCAAAGAACGUUUUCUGAUGUAAUUAAUAUUUUAAAUGCUAAGUAUGUAUCUUUAACUUUAUUUUGGCCAGAAAGGGGGCAGAUUAGAAGCACAAUGCCGUAUGUGUUUAAAGCUACAUUUCCAAAAUGUGUUUCAAUAAUUGAUUGCUUUGAAGUGUUCAUCGAUAGAUCUUCAAAUAUUGAUGCAGGAACUCUUCAUCAGUCACAUUACAAUACGAUAAACUAUUUAAUUUCUGUGACGCCUCAAGGCUUCGUGAACUUCGUGUCUCAGGGAUGGGCCGGUUAUACAAGCGAUAGACUUCUGACAGAGCAUUGUGGAUACCUGAGGAACCUUGAGCCUGGAGAUACCGUGCUCGCACAUCGAGACUUAUCCAUAGAGGAUGUUGUUGCGAUACAUGGUGCGGAAUUACAAAUCCCAGAUUUUACAGAAACCAAAGGACUCUCGUACAGAGAAAUUCUGGAGACGAGACACAAAGCUUCUGUGAGAAAACACAUUGAAAGAAUGAUUGGUAACGUGAGACAAAACUACCCAAUUUUACAGAGUACUGUGCCUAUUGAUUUUUUGCAAACUGAUCAGUCAGGAUUAACGACGCUUGAUAAAAUCGUUCGAGUAGCCUGCGGGCUUUGUAAUAUAUGUGAGUCAGUUGUGCCUUUUUAAUUAAUAAAAUGCAACCUUCAGAGUGACACCUACAGCACCCCAUCUGAGAGCAUCCUGCAACCAUACCUACACUUUGUAAAUGUGUUAAAGUUACACAGUAAACUGUUACGUAUUUUAUUAUUUAAAAUAAGUUAGUGUAACAUUUGGCAAAAUUUUCAGAUGUCUGGCAACGAUCAUAAAUGUGCGUCAGAAAAUAUGUUCCAAUUCUUCACUCAAAGUGCAUAUUAUGUACAUAAAACCUGCUCACUAACGGAUUUUUUGACAAUUUUUUAAACAGAAUUUGAGAGAAAUAAAUCUUUGGUGUACGUAGAAGAAAUUUUAGAUGAUUUGCUUCAUUGCAUGAAAAAUUGGUACAAAAAUAAGUUGCAUUCGUGUAUUAUUUGAUCAUUUUAGAAGAUGUUUAAUGUUCUGACCUUUUAAAAUAAAGAUGGCUAAAAUUG